CACAAUACAUAAAGAUACUUGGAGUUCUUAUAAGAUGGCAGACAUUGACAACAAAGAACAGUCUGAACUUGAUCAAGAUUUGGAUGACGUUGAAGAAGUAGAAGAAGAAGAAAUGGGUGAAGAAACAAAAAUCAAAGCGCGUCAGCUGACUGUUCAGAUGAUGCAAAAUCCUCAGAUUCUUGCAGCCCUUCAGGAAAGACUGGAUGGUCUGGUAGACACACCAACAGGAUACAUUGAAAGCCUGCCUAAAGUAGUCAAAAGACGGGUGAACGCCCUCAAAAACCUUCAAGUUAAAUGUGCACAGAUAGAAGCCAAGUUCUACGAGGAAGUUCAUGAUCUUGAAAGGAAAUAUGCUGUUCUCUAUCAGCCUUUAUUUGAUAAGCGAUUUGAGAUCAUUAAUGCAAUUUAUGAACCUACAGAAGAAGAAUGUGAAUGGAAACCAGAUGAGGAGGAAGAAAUUUCGGAGGAAUUGAAAGAGAAGGCCAAGAUUGAAGACGAGAAAAAGGAUGAAGAAAAAGAAGACCCUAAAGGAAUUCCUGAGUUUUGGUUGACAGUUUUUAAGAAUGUUGAUUUGCUCAGUGAUAUGGUUCAGGAACAUGAUGAACCUAUUCUGAAGCACUUGAAAGACAUUAAAGUGAAGUUCUCAGAUGCUGGCCAACCUAUGAGUUUUAUCUUAGAAUUUCACUUUGAACCCAAUGAAUAUUUCACUAAUGAAGUGUUAACAAAGACGUACAGGAUGAGGUCAGAACCAGAUGAUUCUGAUCCCUUCUCUUUUGAUGGACCAGAGAUUAUGGGUUGUACAGGGUGCCAGAUAGAUUGGAAAAAAGGAAAGAAUGUUACUUUGAAAACCAUUAAAAAGAAGCAGAAACACAAGGGACGUGGGACAGUUCGAACUGUGACUAAAACAGUUUCCAAUGAUUCUUUCUUUAAUUUUUUUGCCCCUCCUGAAGUUCCUGAGAAUGGAGACCUGGAUGAUGAUGCCGAAGCCAUACUGGCUGCAGACUUUGAAAUUGGUCACUUUUUACGGGAGCGGAUAAUCCCAAGAUCAGUGUUGUACUUUACGGGAGAGGCUAUUGAAGAUGAUGACGAUGAUUAUGAUGAAGAAGGGGAAGAAGCUGAUGAGGAAGGGGAAGAAGAAGGAGAUGAGGAAAAUGACCCUGACUAUGACCCCAAGAAGGAUCAGAACCCAGCAGAGUGCAAGCAGCAGUGAAGCAGGAUGUCUGUGGCCUUGAGGACGGCCUACCCUGUAAUAGCCUAAAUACGACUCAUUGCUUACAGCCUAUGUCUUGUAUUUUCUUGGUAGAAUCAGUAAGUUUUUAAAGGAAAGGAAAUUGCUAUUUGAAAGACCAAUCCGUUCUGCCUAGCAUCCUAACUCUAGUUCUGUCAGAUGUGUUGAAUGCAGAAAUCCUCUCUAGUGCAUGUUAUUGAUGCCGCAGUUUGGUUCUUGUGGAUGGUUUGUCAUGUACCUGUUGGAAUACAAGUACGGAAAUCAACUGUUGAACACGUUGUUUGCUGUAGCUGUUUCUUUCCUCAAGAACCAAAAUUAUUUGCAGCUGGUAGAGCAGGUUGAAGUCGGCCUGUAUCCUCUAAUGGCAUCCAUUAUGUUAGGCGAUUCAGUGACUGACACGUUGGAGAAAGGAAAAUUGUGGCUAAGAAUUUCCAGUAAGAUCAAACCUAGUAACAGAUUACUAAGGGAGUUUUCUAUUUCAGAUGACAUAAUUGUAACAGAAGUCAACUCAUGGUUAUUAGUUAUCAUAGCAAGAUGAAAAAACCCUAGGGUUUUUUUAUUUUUUUCAGAAGUUAAUCUGAUAGUAUUUAAAUGUACUUUGAAAAUUAACCUCCAUUAAUUAAAUCUUUUCUUUAUGGUAGGGCCUACCUUCUGCUUUCCUGGAAAGGAUGGAAUUACAUCAUUUGAAUCUAUUUUGAGUUUUUCUCUUGUUUGUUUGCCUACUUUUGUUUUAUAGCCUAAAAUAAAAACUUCAUACAGUUUUAGCCCUCACAGGGUGAUGUCUCAGUUUGUACUGAUUGAGGCUGUUGCGGAGGGUUAGCUUGAGUUCAGGGAUGCCUAGUUUUCCAUAGUGAGCAACUUUGCAAGAGGUAAUAGGCGUGUGCUUUUAAAAAGGAGUAACAAAUAAUGUGCGAUACUUGUUUUUUUAAACAGAAAGGUUAAAUUCCAUUUGUUUAGAACUAAGUAUCUUUGACGUCUGUUUAUUCUAAUGCUUAGUGUCCAAAGAUGAGUAGUGUGUCCCUCAGCCAUGCUUCUGUUUACUGUGGACAAUUAGGAAUGGGUAGUACUGUUAAUUUAACUACCUCACAGGCAUAUUGGAGUAAAUCUCACAAACUUUCUUAGUCUUACUAUAAAUGCUCAAAAAAAAUCAGGCCUCUGUACCACAAGUGUGAUGUUCAGCAUUAUAUUCACACUUAAGAGCUUGGAUAAUUAAACUGGAGAAUUAAUUUAAAGACUGUCUUUUUAGUGUCCCCCCCUUUCAGGCGUUUGAAGUGACCACAUUUUAAUAAACCCCAUAAUGGUAAUGAGGCCAUUGCAGAGGGAGGGUGACCUAAGUUUUAGAUGCUGAGAGCAGAGCCACUUUUAAAAUACCUCAGGCUAAUUACUGUUCGUUUGGGGAAGGAACUUUUCUUCACAGGGUAUAUUAAAUGGAUUGUGCUUGGCAGACAGUCUAUCAUUCCUGCUGUUAAUAAAAUUUAUUUUACAUUGAGAUUUUUUUUUUCUUUUUGUGAAAUUUUAGUGUUGAGGUCUUAGGAUGUGAACACAUCUUAACCUCUUCCUAAGAUUUAACUACUGGAAAUCCUUAACCUGUUAUAGUAUUUCCUUUAUUUUGAAAAUGAUUGAUUGCUUUCUCUUAGAUGAUUAUGCUAUUUUCUGUAAUCACAGUUCAUCUAAACACAAGCUUGUUUUCUUGACCAUUAAAGUUUGUAACUUAAAGAUAGACUCCUUUCAGUGAGCUUAACUAGCACAGUCUUUCCCUCCCUCCUUUAGGAAGUAGCUAUUGCCAAAGUGAUCAGGUAGCUGGUGGUUCCUGUACACUGGGAAUGUGCUUUGUGGACGGACAUGUGGACGUCAGUGUUCAUUAUGACAUUUGGUUGCCCCCCAAAUGGUUCUACUCCAUUCUAGAAGUUUGAAAUGUGUAAUUUGAAAUCCUCAAUAAAAUUGGAUCUAAUUUUAUAAAAUA
This is a messenger RNA of Mesocricetus auratus (golden hamster), 3191 nucleotides long. RefSeq names its product nucleosome assembly protein 1 like 1 (gene Nap1l1). Gene Ontology annotation, cellular component: chromatin; nucleus. The coding region runs from base 35 to 1210 and encodes 391 amino acids. The transcript is spliced from 15 exons. Gene Ontology annotation, molecular function: chromatin binding; histone binding. Gene Ontology annotation, biological process: nucleosome assembly. The record is from RefSeq and is a predicted model, not a curated record. Lineage: Eukaryota; Metazoa; Chordata; Mammalia; Rodentia; Cricetidae.